UUUUAAGCCCGCGAUUACCACCGCUGACCUACCUUUUAAUAUGGCGGCCACAGAGAAUGACAAACUUACGUUUGAAACAAAUGGAAACCAGAAAGCCGAGAUUGUCACGUCGGUGGGUCAUGAUCGAAGAUCAAGGUCUUUGGAAUCAAUGAGUCCUGAAAGCCCCAAGAGACAAGAGAGCAAGCCAUCAGGGCAAACUAAAAGUGGGAAGCAGAAAAAGAAAAACCAGCAAAAGCAGAAACAACUAGAAGAUACCUCUGGAAAAGCACCUGGUAAGAAAGAUGGAGCCGAGGUGCAUCUAGAGGGUGCUUCAAAAAAAGUUGUAGCAGGUCCACCCAUCAGUCAGGGUGAUGCAGGUGGUUUGCCUUCCAAGGAGAAACCUGAGAAAAGUAAAUCAGAGCUGAAAGCAGAAAGAAGAGCAAAGCAGGAAGCACAGCGUGCUGCCAAGGCUGCUAAACAAGAAGUUGGAGGGAAAGGAAAACUGCCAGAGGGUCACAGACAAGUCCAAGUUGCACCAACUUUACAAGCUGAUGAUGCAAAAGUACAGAAAAAAGUAGCAAAAAAAUUAGCUAGGGAACAGGUACCACUGAGAGUAAAGCCACAAAAGAAGGUGGGCCUGUUUUCUCAUCUGCAUCAGUAUGAAAAAGAUGUCUCCCUUACCCAAGAGAUCAGCCUUGGGUUGACUGGAAAUAUUCAUCCUGUGAUUAUCAAGCUUGGUGUACAGUAUGCAAAAGGGAUUAUCUGUGGCUCAAAUGCUAGAUGUGUAGCGUUACUCAUGGGACUGAUAAAGGCCAUCAGUGAUUACAGUACACCAAUACAGAAAGAGUUAUCAAGAGAUCUAGAGGCCAAGAUCAAGCCAAAUAUAAGCUUUCUGACGCAGUGCCGCCCUUUAUCAGUCAGCAUGGGAAAUGCAAUCAAAUUUGUUAAAUUGAAUAUCACACGUAUACCGCCAGAUAUGCCUGAAGAUCAGGCCAAAAGGUCUUUGAUUGUGAAAAUAAAGAAUUUCAUCCGUGAAAGAGUAUACCUAGCUGGUGAAGCUAUAUCUAAAACAUAUGCAAGAACUAAGAUCAAUAAUGGAGAUGUCAUACUAACAUAUGCAUGCUCUUCUCUGAUAGUCAAAAUACUCAAAGAUGCCCACGAUUCUGGAAAAAAGUUUUCUGUCAUUGUUGUGGACUCUAGACCAAAGCUUGAAGGUAGAGAGUGCUUGCGGAGGUUGGUAAACCAUGGAAUCUGCUGCUCCUAUGUGCUGAUCAGUGCCAUUUCUUAUGUCAUCAAAGAGGUGUCCAAAGUGUUCCUUGGUGCACAUGCGCUGCUGGCUAAUGGUUAUGUCAAGUCUCGCGUGGGCUCGUCCAUGAUAGCCAUGAUGGCCAAUGCGUAUAACGUCCCUGUUCUUGUGUGCUGUGAGACAUACAAAUUCAGUGACAGAGUCCAGACGGAUUCCUUUGUUUCUAAUGAACUUGGUGACCCAGACGACUUAGUCCCGAUCUCCCGACACAGCGAGCGUGACACUCUAGCCGAGUGGCGUGACACUCCCUCUCUUCAUCUCCUUAAUCUGGUGUAUGACGUGACGCCCCCGGAUUUCAUCUCCAUGGUGGUCACUGAGGUCGGCAUGAUUCCGUGUACAUCAGUUCCUGUUGUGUUACGUGUCCAGAACCCAGAAACAUGCUAAUGAGAAACUCGAAAGUCCUCCUCACCAUAAUACAUAACUAAGUUAGUCACAAGGUUAUUAGAAUGUGCUACAUGUAUAGAACCCGGUGACCUGAUGAAAUCGAAAGUUCUCCUCACUAUAAUUCAUGACUAAUGUAGUCACAAGGUCAUGAGAAUGUGUUACAUGUAUAGAACUUGGAGACCUCUGUUAGUCAGCAUGUAAUGAGAAUUGUGGUAACAUAACACUAAGAACAAACACCAGUGCCGGAUCAGCUUUUCCUGUGCGACGCCGCAAAGUGGAAGCGAAUGGACAAAAAAAAACAUUGAACUGUCUAAAUGUAAAUGUCACUCAUCAUAACUUGUCUGACUAAAGAUUACGGCUCGAGCCACUUAAAA
Messenger RNA from Nematostella vectensis (starlet sea anemone), 2043 nucleotides. Its product is annotated as translation initiation factor eIF-2B subunit delta. Lineage: Eukaryota; Metazoa; Cnidaria; Anthozoa; Actiniaria; Edwardsiidae. The coding region runs from base 41 to 1669 and encodes 542 amino acids. The transcript has 14 exons. The record is from RefSeq and is a predicted model, not a curated record.